This is a messenger RNA of Bufo gargarizans (Asiatic toad), 1538 nucleotides long. RefSeq names its product zinc finger protein OZF-like. Gene Ontology annotation, biological process: negative regulation of transcription by RNA polymerase II. The transcript has 2 exons. The record is from RefSeq and is a predicted model, not a curated record. Lineage: Eukaryota; Metazoa; Chordata; Amphibia; Anura; Bufonidae. Gene Ontology annotation, molecular function: DNA-binding transcription repressor activity, RNA polymerase II-specific. Bases 82 to 1269 code for a protein of 395 amino acids.
CCGUGUAAGAGUGAGGUGGAGGAGGACAUUCCAGUCCAUGUGACCACAGGAAAUCCCAGUAAGAAUUCUGAAGAAAACAUCAUGUUAUCACUAAAUUAUAAAGAAGAAGAUGAAGAUAUGCAGCGCUCUUCAGGAGAAAACUGCAUUACCUGUAAUGUACAUCCAGGACCUCACAGUACAGAUCCAUCAUAUAAUCCUCCUAAUCAUGAGGAAUCACAGAUUGGCACCACAAGUAAUGGGCAGAAAGGAGGUAAAAGGUUUCAAUGUGGUGAAUAUGGAAAACAGCUUACAAGAAGCGUAGGUCUUUUUAGACACAGAAGAAUUCACACAGGAGAGAAGCCGCAUUCAUGUUCAGAGUAUGGGAAUUGUUUUAGCCAGAAAUCCGAUCUUGUUAAACAUGAGAGAAUUCAUACAGGGGAGAAGCCGUAUUCAUGUUCACUAAGUGACAAACAUUUUACAAAUCAAUCAGAUAUUGUAAAGCAUGAGAGCAUUCACUCAGAACAGACACCAUUUUCAUGUUCAGAAUAUGGGAAAUGUUUAACAAAUAAAUCAGGUCUUGUAAAACAUGAGCAAAUUCAUAUAGAGAGAAAUCAUUUACGUUCAGAAUUUGGGAAAUGCUUUCUAGAUAAAUCAGAUCUUGUUAUAGUUGAGGUAACUCACACAGGAGAGAAACCAUAUUCAUGUUCACAAUGUGGGAAAUGCUUUACAAACAAACCAAGUCUUGUUAAACAUGAGAGAAAUCACACAGGAGAGAAGCCAUAUUCAUGUUCAAUAUGUGGCAAAUGUUUUACAAACAACUCCCAUCUCAUUACACAUAAGAGAAUUCACACAGGAGAGAAGCCAUAUUCUUGUUUAAUAUGUGGGAAGUGUUUUACAGCAAAAUCAAAUCUUGUUAUACAUGAGAGAGUUCACACAGGAGAGACCCCAUAUUCAUGUUCUGUAUGUGGGAAAUGCUUUACAGUUAAAUCAAAUCUUGUCAAACAUGAGAGAAUUCACACAGGAGAAAAGCCAUAUUCAUGUUCAGAAUGUGGGAAAAGUUUUAUAGAACAAGCAAAACUUCGUUAUCAUCAGAGAAUUCACACAGGAGAGAAGCCGUAUUCAUGUUCAGAAUGUGGGAAAUGUUUUACAAAUAAAUCAGUUCUCGUUAGGCAUCAGCGAAUUCACACAGGAGAAAAGCCGUAUUUCUGUUCACUAUGUGGGAAAUGUUUUACAAAUAAAUCUGUUCUUGUUAGACAUCAGAGAAUCCACACAGGAGAGAAGCCAUUCUAAUAUUUUGUAUGGCAAAGUUUUUAAAGCAUUAAAUACACAAUACCGCUCACUACCUUCUCCACUACUAGUCCACUCCAAACCUGCCAGAGCUAGACCACAAUCGCAUAUCAAUAGAUAAAUCAAGAUUACCUUGCUAUUGAUUCUUCCGCUGCUGUGAUCUUUGUUACGCUCCUGUUGCAGACUUAACAAUAGGAUUCUUGUGGGACUGGUAUCUCUUGUGCAGGAGUACUCCCCGGCCGGUGCCGUUCUUCGUACUGAUAAGUUUGAAA